GUCCAGGAGCUGGUUCUGGACAACUGUCGCUCCGGUGAGGGGAAGAUCGAAGGAAUCACGGAGGAGUUCUCCAACCUGGAGCUGCUAAGCCUCAUCAACGUCGGUCUGACCAGCGUGGCAGACCUCCCCAAACUGCCCAAACUCAAAAGGUUGGAGCUGAGUGACAACAGGAUAUCAGGAGGUCUGGAGGUCCUGGCAGAGCGGCUGGUCAACCUGACACACCUGAACCUGAGCGGCAACAAGUUCAAAGACCUCAGCACGCUGGAGCCGCUGGUAGGUGGAGCUUAGGAGAGCCAAGAUCUGAUUGGUGUGUUCAGCUAACGGCUAGUUGGAGCAAAGCUAAGGGCUAGUCAGAGGACAGCUAACGGCUAGUCAGAGGAGAGCUAACGGCUAGUCAGAGGACAGCUGACGGCUAGUCAGAGGACAGCUGACGGCUAGUCAGAGGACAGCUGACGGCUAGUCAAGAGGAGAGCUGACGGCUAGACAAGAGGAGAGCUGACGGCUAGUCAAGAGGAGAGCUAACGGCUAGACAAGAGGACAGCUAACGGCUAGUCAGAGGACAGCUAACGGCUAGUCGGAGGACAGCUAAGGGCUAGUCGGAGGACAGCUAAGGGCUAGUCGGAGGACAGCUAAGGGCUAG
Molecule: messenger RNA, 640 nt
Organism: Austrofundulus limnaeus
Lineage: Eukaryota; Metazoa; Chordata; Actinopteri; Cyprinodontiformes; Rivulidae
Product: acidic leucine-rich nuclear phosphoprotein 32 family member A
Biological process (GO): regulation of apoptotic process
Cellular component (GO): nucleus
Molecular function (GO): histone binding
Source: RefSeq, a predicted model, not a curated record